CAGUACAUAGUGUCCCUUAUAGGAGCUUGCUUUCAGUGUUGUCGGUGUCUUGGAUGGUCAGUGUCUCGAAGAGAAUUUAAUCUAAUACGGUGUGGCGUUUCAGUAGGGGGUACUGUACGGCAGCCAUGCGUUGCUUGGGAGCCACUGUCAUUUUCUCUCUAGUGUUGCAGACAAUGUCUGCAGGGUUGGAGGACUGGCAGACGGCCAAAUCCAUAUAUGACUUCACUGCAACGGACAUAGACGGAAAUGACAUUUCCCUGGAAAAAUACAGGGGGAAUGUCGUCAUCAUCACCAAUGUAGCCUCUAAAUGAGGCAAAACCCCCGUAAACUACUCUCAGUUUGCUCAAAUGCACGCCAAGUACACUGAGAAAGGUUUAAGCAUCCUGGGUUUUCCAUCUAACCAGUUUGGACGCCAGGAGCCAGGCACCAACUCCCAAAUCAAAGAAUUUGCCAAGUCUUACAAUGCACACUUUGAUAUGUUCAGUAAGAUUGAUGUGAAUGGACAGACCGCCCACCCUCUGUGGAAGUGGCUGAAGCAACAACCCAAUGGCAGAGGAUUUCUGGGAAAUGGCAUCAAAUGGAAUUUUACAAAGUUCCUCAUUGAUCGUCAGGGCCAGGUUGUGAAGAGAUAUUCCCCAAUGCAAGAUCCAAGUGUGGUCGAGGCGGAUCUUGCCAAAUAUCUCUAAAUUGUAUUAUUUUCUUGCUAUCGAAUUACCCAAUGCUGGGACGUCUCCUCUCUACCUUCUCUCUUACUGACAGCUGGGCAUCAGGAUGAUGUCAUCUCAUGGACUAAUGAUGGUGUGUUUUUAAACCCGACUUGAGGAAAAAACAGACCUGAUGCAUGUGGCGUGCAAACCCCUGGGAACAGUACCAAUGUCCAGUGAUCAGUGUCAAGAGAGACCCCUACUCCUUUAACCGUCCCUAUGCAUUUACAUAAAAUUAUCUACAUUUAUUUAGAGACAAGCAUGUUAGUGUUAAAUGUGUUAAUAAACUAACAGACUCAGUCA
Messenger RNA from Triplophysa dalaica, 1007 nucleotides. It is a transcript of the gene gpx4a, whose product is annotated as glutathione peroxidase 4a. The transcript has 7 exons. Gene Ontology annotation, biological process: response to oxidative stress. Gene Ontology annotation, molecular function: glutathione peroxidase activity. The record is from RefSeq and is a predicted model, not a curated record. NCBI's taxonomy places the organism in Eukaryota, Metazoa, Chordata, Actinopteri, Cypriniformes, Nemacheilidae.